CGCUCCUCUAUUUUUACGCAGGAGAUUUGAAGAAAACAAACAACAAAACAGGAGGAGCUGUGAUUGAAGCCCGAUAGAGAAAACUAGUCUAACAUCGCCGGUUUUAACAUCUUUUUAAAUUAUUCUCAGCGACAGAGACACUCGGGGACCGAGGGACCUACCAUGAUAAGGGUUGUGGAUAUUGUGCUCACUGUGCUGCUCGCCGCGUCCCUGUCGUGCCGGAGCGCCCUUGGCGGCUACGGGGUGAGCCUGUUCGCGGCGCAGACGUCUCCCCCGGACCCCUGCUACGACGAGCACGGCAACCCGCGGCGCUGCAUCCCGGACUUCGUCAACUCCGCCUUCGGGAAGGAAGUGAAGGUGUCCAGCACCUGCGGCAAAACGCCCAGCCGCUACUGCGUGGUGACAUCGGCGGAGAAAGGAGACGAGAGGACCAGGAACUGUCACACCUGCGAUGCCUCGGACCCCAAGAAGUACCAUCCUCCGGCGUACCUGACGGACCUCAACAAUCCGCACAACCUCACUUGCUGGCAGUCCGAUAACUUCAUCCAGUACCCGCAAAACGCCACCCUGACUCUGUCCCUCGGCAAGAAGUUUGAGGUCACUUAUGUGAGCCUGCAGUUCUGCUCGCCUCGACCUGAAUCCAUGGUUAUUUACAAAUCCAUGGACUACGGUAAAACGUGGGUGCCCUUUCAGUUUUACUCGACCCAGUGCAGGAAGAUGUACAACAAGCCAAACAGGGCCGUUAUCACGAAGCAGAACGAGCAGGAGGCCGUGUGCACGGACUCCCACACCGACAUGUACCCUCUGACCGGCGGGCUCAUCGCCUUCAGCACCCUGGACGGCAGACCGUCGGCGCACGACUUUGACAACUCCCCGGUGCUGCAGGACUGGGUAACAGCCACUGACAUUAAAGUCAUCUUCAGUCGGUUGCACACUUUUGGCGACGAGAACGAGGACGACUCGGAGCUGGCCCGGGAUUCGUACUUCUACGCCGUGUCGGACCUGCAGGUCGGGGGGAGAUGCAAAUGCAACGGACACGCGUCUCGGUGCGUAAAGGACCGGGAUGGGAGUCUGGUGUGUGAGUGCAAGCACAACACCGCCGGGCCGGAGUGCGACAGGUGCAAACCUUUCCACUACGACAGACCGUGGCAGAGAGCCACAGCCAGGGAGGCCAACGAGUGUGUCGCCUGUAACUGUAACCUUCACGCCCGAAGGUGUCGUUUCAACAUGGAGCUGUACAAGCUGUCGGGAAGGAAGAGCGGAGGAGUCUGCCUCAACUGUCGCCACAACACAGCUGGACGCCACUGCCACUACUGCAAGGAGGGCUACUACAGAGACCUGUCCAAACCUAUCUCACACAGGAAAGCCUGCAAAGCAUGUGAUUGCCAUCCCGUGGGUGCUGCUGGCAAAACCUGUAACCAAACCACAGGACAAUGUCCCUGUAAAGACGGCGUGACUGGUAUCACGUGCAACCGCUGUGCUAAAGGCUACCAGCAGAGCCGCUCGCCCAUUGCCCCCUGCAUAAAGAUUCCAGUUGCACCUCCGACAACCCCAUCCAGCAGUACAGAGGAGCCUUCAGAUUGUGACUCUUAUUGCAAAGCGUCUAAAGGCAAACUGAAGAUCAACAUGAAGAAGUACUGCAAGAAAGAUUACGCCGUCCAGGUGCACAUCCUGAAGGCAGACAAAGCCGGCGAGUGGUGGAAGUUCACCGUCAACAUCAUCUCCGUCUACAAGCAGGGCGAGAGCCGCAUCCGCCGCGGGGACCAGUUCCUGUGGGUCCGCGCCAAAGACGUGGCAUGCAAGUGUCCCAAGAUCAAGCCUGGGAAGAAGUACCUGCUGCUGGGGAAUGACGAGGAUUCCCCCGGUCAGAGUGGUGUGGUGGCAGACAAAGGCAGCCUGGUUAUCCAGUGGAGGGACACGUGGGCACGCAGGCUCAGGAAGUUCCAGCAGCGUGAGAAGAAAGGCAAGUGCAAGAAGCCAUAGGUGGAAAAAGACGGAGAGUAUGCCGGGGAGGGAGAGGAAUUCAAGAGAAAAGCUGAGCGGGUGAUUUAAAAAAAGAAAAAGAAAAAAAAAAAGGUGUAAGAGAGGCCGACAGAGGACCACGGACAGACAAGAGACUGUUUAUGUCGCUGCUUUUUUGUGUAGAAGCAUGAAGAGAAUUAUUUAGGAUGAUUUGUUUUUCUAGUGAACUUUGGUUGAAGGAGCUCGCUCACCUUGCAGAUUUGGUUUUAUGGUUUAUUUUACUUUGAGAUUUGUCUCUCUUGUGGAUUUGCCGGAUUUGCACCUAUUACCAGCAUAUAAAGUUAUUUGUGUCCAUUUUCUUUCUCUCAGUAUGAAAUCAUUAUAUUUUAUGUUUCAAUUUUAUGAACAUUUUCUGCUGGUGCAAAAAUGACACAGAAAAAGCCACUUAAUUACCACUGCAAUGUUGCCUCUGCAUGGUUUUCUUGUUGUAUUUGUAGCUAAGAAACGAGCUCGUUUCAUCAAAAGUCUUCACUGAUCCGAUUGAGGAAAUAACAUUUCCACUGUUAAGAAUUGUGCCAUAAAUACUAUUGUUUGCAAGCAACAUAAAUGCAUAAUACAUUUAGCUAUCAAUGAGUUGCCAACCUUUCCCCUGUUGUACACAUUCACUUAUAUCUGCAACUCAAGAAACAAGACAUCUGUAAUUCUAGAUUUGUAGCCGUCAGGACAAAUGUAGAAACAUACAAGUGACAGAAGAGAACCACGGAUAAAACACAGUAUUGACUAAAGCAUUUUUGACCUUAAGCAUAUUUUUCAGUAUUUGUAAAAACCUGCUUGCGACAACAUCUCAUUUGAGUCCGUAAUGGUCAGUUCACUUACUGGUUCUGUUAAUGGCACUCAUUUUUAAAAGACAGACUGCAUUUAAAACCUCUGAUUUUACGUUCAGUCAUUUACAGUAACUGUGAUUUUCUUUUAUUAUUUACAACUCCAGCAGGAGUUUAACAACUGACUUACAAACGGAUCAGAGGCCAGUCACAUUGAUUGUUAAAAAGAAAUACUAUAAAAAAAAAAAAAUCAAAUCUUGUUCUUUGGUAGUAGGCUAAUAGAAAUACAUAAUAUUGAAUAUGGGUUCUUAAGUGGCUACGUUUUCUUUUGUUUUAAUUCUUAACAUCUACAUUUUAGUGACAAUAUUUAAUUCUACCACACAAUGAUUGCAACAUUAUUGUUGUGCCGAUGAACGUACUGCAUGUUCUUAGAGGAUACUGACAAAGACAUGCAAAGGGUAUGUCACAAGUGAGAUUUCUGUAUGAUUUUUAAUGUAUUCCUUCACAUCAGCUCAUGAAAAAUACUUUGUACAAUGUGUCAAACUGUAUUUUUAAAAAUGUGCAUGAACUAGACAAAGGAAGAAACAUAUCCUUUUGAUUGACCUCUGCCUCUCACUGAGGUACUGCAAUGUGGCUACACACCACUACAUCUGGUACAUUGUUAUGUGGAACAAGACGUUUAAAGUGAAACAAUUCAAUUUAACUCAAUCAAAGCGGACUGUAGAAAGCUAAGAGAAUGGGCAUAAUGAAAAGAAAAUAAUGUCCUUACCUCAUGUGGUGCAGAAAUGAGUCCUAGCGCAGAGAAAAUGUAAACGUCAGUGCUCAACAAUUACUUAAAUGUAUUUUUGAAAUCCACCUCACACUGGCUUGUAUUCAUCUAGAGUAAUUCUUACAGUACUAUGAGAUUGCAGAUAAAUCCACACACUUUCGCAAACACAAUGCACGACUGUACGUUCGCUGUGCGGCCAGUCAGAAACCACAGUGUCCCAUUGACCUGUCGCGUUAAUUCUCCUCACUUCAACACUUGUGGGGGGAGGAAUGGGGUGAAUUGCAAUCACUUGACGCUGCUUGAUUCAAACCACAUUGCUCAUUUAUUUGUAUGCAGUUCGGUUUGGAUUUCUCUAAGGAAUGCGUGGUAAAAAACACAGCUCAGGUUUUGUAAAAGCCCACAGUGCAUCUGAUGUAUCAUAAACUGGAGUUCCUUUCAGUCCACCCCAAAACACUUUGAGCUAAAUGUUUCAUGUUGCUGGUAUUUGUUGUUUCACAAAAUCACUUUGAGCACCUUUUAAUCUGUACCACAGCACAAGUAACUGUAAACAAGGGGGGGUGGGGGGGGGUUUGAGAUCUUUGCAAGACACGUGGUUUUAAUCUAAUGGACUCUCUAUACUUCCUCUGUUAACAAUGGUAAUAAUUUCUGAUGUCACUAUCUCAGAAAACUACUAAUUUUGUUUGGGAAUUUUCAGAAUAGACUGAAAUGCCUCCUAGAUGACGACACAUUUAAACCAUGAGAAAUCAAAAUCACCUGGGUUCAACUGUAAGAUAAAAAGAGCAGAUUGCCCUUGUUGCUAAAGUACUUCUCAGUAUUUACAUUUAGGGUUUGAUAGAGUGUUUUUUUGUUUUGUUUUAAAUGUACAAUCAAUCAAAUGAUUGUGAUGUGAGUCCAUUAUGAUGCUCUACUGAUAACACACAUACAGUAUAUUUACAUGUUCCUGCCUUUCAUUGUUAAUCCUGCAAAAUAACAUUACAUGUCAGUGUUGUUCUGUUUGGCACAAUGUAAUCACACUUCUCCAGUCUCCGUAGCCUCAUGCUGUAAAUUUUACAUCCGUCUCCUGAGCGAUGGUUUGACAAGCUUCCUGAUGAAACGCUACACACAUACCUGUCAAAGCAAUGCUUUGUGUUCAUACUAUGAAUUGUAAAUGUUGUUUAGUUGUCACCAUUGCCAAGACUUUUUUUUUUGCAAUGUUGUUUUACAAUGCGUACUAAUAUAUUAUGGUUAUUAUAUAUGAAUAUAUUUAAUGACACAAGACAUUGUGGAUUCUAUUGUCUUUUUUUUUUUUUUUUUUACUCGUUUGUGGUUGUUUAGAUCGUUGCCAUUAAAGAAGGAAAUAAUAACUACUGAACACACCAACAUGGUAGAACUAAAUUCAGAUUUUUAGUUGAAAUAAACUCUUGUUACAUUGAAAAACCAUUUGCCUUGUUUCUAAUAAUUCUUGUUAUUAUUGUAUUUAGUUAAGU
This is a messenger RNA of Cottoperca gobio, 5018 nucleotides long. RefSeq names its product netrin 1a (gene ntn1a). Gene Ontology annotation, biological process: motor neuron axon guidance; tissue development; dendrite development. The record is from RefSeq and is a predicted model, not a curated record. Lineage: Eukaryota; Metazoa; Chordata; Actinopteri; Perciformes; Bovichtidae. The transcript has 7 exons. Gene Ontology annotation, cellular component: basement membrane. Bases 163 to 1983 code for a protein of 606 amino acids. Gene Ontology annotation, molecular function: protein binding.